Messenger RNA from Acipenser ruthenus (sterlet), 3769 nucleotides. RefSeq names its product cms1 ribosomal small subunit homolog (gene cmss1). The record is from RefSeq and is a predicted model, not a curated record. The coding region runs from base 2478 to 3539 and encodes 353 amino acids. Gene Ontology annotation, cellular component: plasma membrane; nucleus; Golgi apparatus. Gene Ontology annotation, biological process: phospholipid translocation. NCBI's taxonomy places the organism in Eukaryota, Metazoa, Chordata, Actinopteri, Acipenseriformes, Acipenseridae. The transcript is spliced from 8 exons.
AAUACUGUAGGUAGGUGUUAUCCUAACUAUCUUAACAAUAGAUAAAAUGGUUUCAUUCCAGCCAACACUUAAUUCCUCACAAUCUGUCGAUGACACUUAACUUUUACGGCUGGUUUGAUAGACCCUGAUUAUCCCUAAUCUUGGAUUACUUUACCUAAGGUAACAUUAGGUAGUCCAAGAUUAGUGCUCAUCGGGGUCUGUGAAAUCAGCAAUUCCUCUCCUAUUUCAGCAUGUGUGAUGUUAAAGGUGAAGCUGGACAUGCUGAAGUUACUGGAGGGUAGUAUCGCACAGGCCUGCCAGGCCGGCUCUGUUAAACUGGCUCUGUUUUAGUACCACAUGCUGGGCACUGCUGCGAAAGCCCAAGCAGCCUGGAUGUGACCAGCGUUACAACGCUGAACUCGUACUACUUGUUUGUAUUCUGUAACUUGGUAAAAAAAAUAAAUCUCAGAAUGGCAAUAAUGUACUGUGUGUUGUUUUACCUUAAACUGCUUGUUGUGUAGUUUUAAUUAACAUCCACUCUGUGUUAAAGAUGCCUUAUAUUACAUGUUUGAUUAUUCCUUUGUGGCAUUUUACUUAUUUUAGAAAAUAUUCUGAAUUUGAAACAUACUGCAAAACCAAGCAUUUCCCAAAAGCAACCUUCUUUUUGUGGAUACAUGUUGCAGUAUUGCACUUUCUGUUCUUGAUUUUGCUGAACUCGUUGGAUCAAAUUGCUAUUGGGCAGGUUAAAAGUUGAUGUAUUUGAUAGUUGUAAGCCUAAAAAAUGUGGUGGAUUUUGAAUACUUCCUCGACCUAAAGUGUUCUAUGUUGCAUGUAAAGUUAUGUUAUCUUCCUAAUUGUGCAAAAAGUAGCUUUUUAGUUCCAAAACAUUAUUUUUUAUUUAUUUGUUUGCUUUGAAAAACACCCCCUGGAGCCUGCAGCAAGGUAGACUGUAGCUUGAAAUCUGUACAUAUUGGAGAUCAGUGGAGCCGUUUUAACAAAAUUAUGUUUCACUGAAGGAAAAAUCUAAAACAUGAGAAAUAGUUGCUAAGGAGUCAACAGCUGCACCAUACCAAUCCCAACAUGUUUGGUUACCAGGAACUGGUGUUUGAGAUUUUACAAUAAUAAUAAUAAUACAUGGAAUCAUAUAAAACAUUUCACUCAUCAUGUUUACAAACACAGGGGACUGUGUCAUAAAUGCAUACAAAAUCAACUGAAAGACAAAAAGUACAAAAAACAACAACAACAAAAAAGUGGAUUUGUUUUUUAUAAAAAUGUGCUGACUCCAUCUCCUUGCUAUCUUGCCUUCAAAUAAGAAUAGCACAAUAAAUAUCAUUCACUCUCAUUUCCUUGGUAAUGAUGGCCCGCUAAAAUAACCUCUGAGCCAAGAGGAAACCAGGCCUGGAAACCAAAGGUUACAGGCAGCAACGGAUAACCGUCAUACACACUUUAAAGGGGCCGUGUACCUGAAAACAUAAAUGGUACAUGUAGUCUUUAAAAACUGAUAGAAAUGGCAGCAGAUUUAAAUACCUCAGCUGUGUAAAUGAUUAAGUAUGCCCUUCCCUGGUGUGGGCCAGACACUGAGCCAUAUUCACAACACUUGCAGUACUGUUUUAAAAUUUAAAACACAUUUUCAUAAAUUAAAUCGUGUGCCGUUUGUAAACAUUCUUAAAACAUUCCUUAAGGUUUUGUGAAUAAGGCCCAACAGUUAGAGAUGUUGGUUUGGCACACAAAGGGUUACAUUUUAUUAUUCAAACGGUGGCAGUAUUUAGUUCCAUCUCUCUAGUAUUUAUUUGAAAAUUGGUCUCUAUUUAUUAAAUGCAAGGACUUCUAGGAAUGCUAUUAAGGACUGUUUUAAAAGAGACAUUUCUUUGGAUAAACAUUGCUUUGAAAAAUUUGAAUAAACUAAUUAACCUCCUACUGAAACAGGUUUUGUGAACCCACAAAGUUGAUUUAUUAAUUCAAAAUGGUCUUUAAGAAAACAUUCCUUAAAACAGUGCUUAAAGUUUUGUGAACAUAGGUCAUUAUUUCUUAGCUGCUGGUCAGCCCCAUGUCUCUUUUUCCUAGAGAGAAGAUGUAAUAUUUUGCAAGACAUUGGGGCUGAUUUUCAAUAAGUAAAUUACUUGUUUUUUUCAAUAGGUGAAAAACAAAGUUAGAAACUAGAAAUAAACAGAGACUGUAUUUAUUUCAAAUCAGUUUAAGUAUGCUAAGUUAAAACAGAAUUCUUUAGUGAACAACAAUAUGUAAGAAAAUAACUCAUUUCUGGUGGAGGUUUGGCUCCUGAUGAAAAGAAAAAGGACUGUGUACCUUUAAAUCUGAGGUUUAGGUAAAAAAAAAAAACAGAAGGAUACAAAGCAAUUGUAGUUAAUAAGUAACAUUCUGCCUGUCCAAGAGAUUGCAGUGUUGGAACAUGUGAUAAAAACACAAGGAUCGCUUUGUUACAGGCUAACUUUACCUUAAAUACAUGUUUAUUUUUUAUUUAGUAAGUGGCAGUAAGUAAGAUGUCAAACAGAAAGGGCCCUCCUGGGUCUCAGCCUUUUAUGAAGCGUCCAGACAACACAGCUUUUAAACAGCAGAAGCUUCCAGCCUGGUCUCCCACCCUCAAAGCAGAGACUGUUCUGCCCUUCUUCUUCCUGAGUGGGGUGGCCUGCAUUAUGAUUGGGGUCUUGCUUAUUAUAACCGCUGCUGGAGUCCAAGAAAUUAAAGUGGAUUACACAGAAGAAAGAGAUUGCGCUGAGUGCUAUACUCUCCGCCUAGACAGAGCAAACUCAAUAAUUGAUUGUGCGUGCACUGUAUUCUUCUCACUAUCGGAAGCAUUCAAGGGUGAUGUGUUCAUGUACUACGGAUUAACAAACUUCCACCAGAAUCAACGGCACUACAUGGUUUCAAGGGACGAUGCACAACUGGUCGGGAGACAGUAUAACUUAAAGAAUCCAAGUAUCACCUGUGUUCCAUUUGACAAAUAUAAGAAUGGCACUCCUAUUGCACCCUGUGGGGCUAUUGCCAACAGCAUAUUCAAUGAUACUCUUCAGCUUUUCUACCACUCUGAUAAAAACACUGAAACACCAGUCCCUUUGCUGAAGACUGAUAUUUCAUGGUUCACUGACAGAACCGUGAAAUUUCAAAACCCGUCACCCAAGGACAAUCUUACUGCUGCUUUUGCAGGAACGGCCCGCCCCUUUUACUGGUGGAAGCCUGCGUACCAGCUCAGUGUGGAGGAGAACAACAACGGCUUUGUGAACGAGGACCUCAUUGUGUGGAUGAGGCAGGCAGCCUUUCCUUCGUUUAAGAAGCUUUACAGACAGUUGAAUCGCACACAGGAGUUCAACGACGGCCUUCCAGCUGGGAACUACAGUGUUAAAAUUUCCUACAAUUACCCUGUGGGCAAGUUCAAAGGCCGAAAGUCUGUGAUUCUCUCCACUGUGUCCUGGCUGGGAGGCCACAGCAACUUCCUGGGUGUAGCCUACUGUGCAUCCGGCGCGAUCAUCUUGAUAGUGGCCAUCAUCCUAACAGUGGUUCACCUGAAAUUUAGGGAAAAGCCUCUGGGUCUAGAGGAGGAAUAAACUCUACUUUCCAGUAGCAGCCUGCUUAGAUGUUUUUGUGUGUUUGUUCGUAAUACAGUUAGUAAAGAUCCACCAAACCACAUGGGAAUGAAAUAACAUGUAUUACAGAGGUACAGUAUGAUGUGAGGUGUAAAGUGGAUGACAACCUACCUAAUGUGAUUAUGUAAAGAGGUCAGAAAUGAGACUGUGACUCUUUAAAACCAGUAAUAAAAUUAUCUAUAGGACUGUCA